GAUUGAUUCAUUUAUGAAGAACAUAGAAAAUGAAGUAAUAAUGAAGGCUCUGUACAACGCGAUUAGAAGAAGAAUAAACGUCAAAUUUCAGUACAAUACUCCAUAAAAAAUGUUAUUGCGGAGCUAAACCUUCAAGUAAAACUAAAAAUUAUAAAUUCCAAUGGUUAUCGGCUUCCUGCGGCAUGGCCACGGAGGAUCCGAGCGAACCGGGCGAGAUCGCCACCACGUCGACGGCCCUUGGCUUGGAGACCAUCGCCGAGGGGGAUCGGCACGCGAAGGACGGGCGGCCGGAGCCGGUGCGCAAGGGCGACGGUGAAUCCGGCAAAGGCAGGCGGGAAAUUUCGGAUUUGGCGGCGAUCGAAAGGGAAAUGGACGGCAACAAGAGGGACUACGAGCGCCGGUUGGACGGCGUUCAAAUCGAGGAGAAAUGGAUGGAGGAGUACAUGGAGAAAACGCCGGCGGACGAGCGCCCGCCGCAACUCGGAAAUGCCUCCGGAACGAGCGAGACUUCCGCCACGGACGAUAACAAAGGGUUGAUUUACUCCGAACCGUUGAGAUUGAGAGGCGGAUCGAUUGUUUAAAACCGAACAGAAGAGAAAUAAACCGUUACGAAAAUAUAAAAAGCG
This is a messenger RNA of Phyllotreta striolata, 626 nucleotides long. The record is from the annotation of a GenBank genome assembly. Lineage: Eukaryota; Metazoa; Arthropoda; Insecta; Coleoptera; Chrysomelidae.